CAUUGUAGUCAAAAAAAAAAGAAGACAUAUGAGCAUCUUUAACAUCUUAUUGCAGAAUCAAUCCAAUGAGACUGUCCGCGGCAACUACUUCAAUGGCAAAAUAAAUGACCAAUCUACAUUAAAUGUUGGCUGUGAUUUGGGUAAGAUGGAAUCAUGUCAAAAUAUAGACUCAAAGGAGCAUCUUAAACAUCUCAUUGGAGCAUCAAUCAAUUCACCUUCACAGUCUAAAGAGAUUGUCCGAGACAACUAUUCGAAAGACAAAAUAAAUGACCAUUCCUCAUUAAAUGCAGGCUCCGAAAUGUUUGCGAUGGCAUGUGAUCAAGAUGUAGACUCAAAAGAGCAUCUUAAACAUCUCAUUGGAUCAUCAAACGAAUUACUUCCCCAAACCAAUAAGAAUGUCCGAGGCAACUUUUUCAAAGGACAAAUAAAUGACCAAUCUACUUUAAAUGUUGGCGGUGGUAUGGGUGAGAAGGAAUCUAGUCAAGAUAUCGACUCAAAAGAGCAUCUAAAACAUCUCAUUGGAGCAUCAAUCAAUUUUCCUCCACAAUCCAAUGAGACUGUCGAUGGGAACUAUUCAAAAGACAAAAUUAACGACCAGGCUACAUUAAAUGUUGGCUGUAGUGUGUUUGACUUGGAAUCUAGUCAAGAUAUAGACUCGAAAGAGCAUCUAAAACAGCUCAUUGGAGCAUCAAUCAAUUUUCCUCCGCAAUCCAAUGAGGCUGUCCAUGGCAACUAUUUUAAAGACAAAAUUAAAGAGCAGUCUAUAUUAACUGCAGGUUCCGAACAGGUUGGGAUGGCAUGUGAUCAAGAUACGGACUCAAAAGAGCAUCUUAAACGUCUCAUUGCCGUGUCAAUCCAUUUACCUCCACAAUCUAAAGAGAUUGUCCGAAGCAACUAUUUCAAGGACAAAACAAGUCACCAAAUGGGAGGAAACACUAGGUUUCAAAUAGUCUGUACUGAAAAUGAAGGUUCUGAAGAAUGUCAUCAGUAUAACAAUACAGAGUCAUUCUGUUUGCCUUCAACAUCAAAUCAGACUGUUCAAGCCCAUGGUUUCACUGGCAAAAGGAGUAACAAAUCCAAAAGAAAUGCAAAUUGCGAGAUGAGUGAAAGGGCAUAUGCUAAAGGUGAAAGUUCGUAUGAACAUCUAAAACUUCCCAGUUCAGGAUCAUUCCAUUUGCCUUCUUCCAAUGAGAUUAUCCUGGGCAAUAAUUUCGAUGACAAAUUUGUCGACCAGUCCAUAGAACCACAUGAAAUGUGUGAAGUGAUAUUUAGGGAGGGAAAAGAUGUGGAAAAGCCUAAAAGCAUUCUAUUUGCAGGAGCACUGCCUUCCAUCCUGUACAGAGGAAGGAAAAGUGCUAAUAAUGGUCUGUUAGUUAAUCCAUUGCCUUAUUGUGAAGAGAUGCCACGAUGUGAAAUCUGUGGAAAGAUGUUUUUCAGCGAAAAUGAGUUGAAAUCACAUUUCGGUACUCAUUAUAAAAAAUACUCUUACUCUGCUCACAAUAAAGUUAUUCCUCAAAGUAAAAUUCUAGUGGACCGGACUAGGGUUAGAAAAAGUUCACUAAGGGGUGUCUCAUCCAGUGAAGAAUCUCAUUUUAAACUGCAGGAAAAGAGCCGAGCUAAACAAACAUCUUAUGUGUGUUUCUUUUGUCGUAAAUCAUUUACCGAGUUUAAGGAUCUGGAUGAACAUGUCAAAUAUCACCGUAGAAAAGAACCUUAUUCCUGUAUAUUUUGCAAAGAGGUGUUUGGGCUUGUGUCAGAGCUAGAAAUUCAUGAAAGAACUCACGUCAUAGAGCAACGGUAUUCCUGUUAUUAUUGCGAAAGCAAGUUUGCACGCCACAGAGAGUUGAAAGAGCAUUUGCUCGUACAUACUGGAAAAAAGGCUUUUGUUUGCAUGUAUUGCAACAAAAAGUGUUUAUGCUUAUCGCACUUGAAAACUCACAUGAUGAGUGCUUGUCGAGUGCUGGGACAUACUGGGCGGCCAAAGGAGGAGGAGGAAAGACCAGCUAGAGGGUGCCCAAAGAGGACAGUUGAAAUACCAGUUAGAGGGCACCCAAAGAGAGCGGGAGAAAGACCAGCUAGAGGGCGCCCAAAGAAGGCAUUGGAAAAACCAACUAGAGGUAGAGGACGCCCAAAGAAAGGGCUGGAAAGACCAACUAGAGGUAGAGGACGCCCAAAGAAGGCAGUGGAAAAACCAGCUAGAGGGCCUAUAGUUUUGCAGAUCAAUGGUGUAUCCAUACAAUAAUUGAGAGGGAGGGGUGACUAAUGCCUUAUAUGGGAGUAGGGGGGUGUGUUUUGAAAAUAACGUUUUAAAAAAAGUUAAGAAAUGAAGCAUGUCAUUUCGUACGAUUAAAAGAGUUUAAAUGAAAAUUAAUCGUUUCAAGUGUCAAGAAUAAAAAUAAAGUAUUUUGCCAGUAUUCUGGAUCGAUUAACUUUACUCAAACCGUUCAACUAUUGAUUUGUUUGAGGACUCCGAAUGUAUUUUUGAUAAUCUAUUAAAUCUUUAAUGGUAUUUUUUUUCAUUGUAAAUUAAAGGUAUUAAUAUCAGAACAACAUCUCUUUUUUCCUUUUUUGUUUGAAAAGAAGUGUCUCUCGGGAAAAUUUUAUGGAUUAGAGUCCAAAAAACGCAAUUGUAGGCUGUUUUUGA
Messenger RNA from Uloborus diversus, 2644 nucleotides. Its product is annotated as zinc finger protein 112-like. The transcript has 2 exons. Gene Ontology annotation, cellular component: nucleus. Bases 29 to 2242 code for a protein of 737 amino acids. Gene Ontology annotation, molecular function: DNA binding. Lineage: Eukaryota; Metazoa; Arthropoda; Arachnida; Araneae; Uloboridae. The record is from RefSeq and is a predicted model, not a curated record.